UUAUAGAAACUGAUUAAACAAUCAAAUUAGUUUAACGAAAUUGUGUCAACUUAUACUUUUCCUGAUUUAUCAUCAUUGUCAUCAUGUUUCCGUUCAAUCGUUGGCAGAAAGUUCAGUCCAAGUUUAAGAUUAAUUUUGAUCAGGCUUUCGAUGGAUUAACAAUCUAAUGGUUUCGAUUUUAUCAGUUUAAUUUGUGUUAAUUGUGAUCAACUAUCAACAUCUAAUCAUCAGAUUUGUGUUAAAUCUGCUAAUUUCUUUUAAUUGUUUUAUGUUCAUCAUGUUAAAUUGUGUUAAUUUAAUUACUUCUGAAUGAUUUGAAAUGAUUGUUUCUCCAAUUUUUAUAUUUCUUUUUGCUUUUUUCCCAAUUGUAUUUAACCCUUUGGAUGCUAAGAAAAGCAAAGGUGGUAAACCAACAAUCAUCAUGAUUGGUGGUGGCGGUGGUGGUGGCAAAGGUGAAGGUGGUGGAGGCGGAUGGGGUCACCCACCGUCUGGAGGUGGUGGUGGUUGGGGUCCACCACCUUGUGGAGGAGGAUGUGGGAUGAUGAUGCCACCCAAGCCAACUUUUAUUCCAGUUCCGGUUCCCUACAUGGUACCUGAUGAGGAGCCCAAACAAAAACAGGGAGGCCAAAAAAAGUGUUGUCCAGUUAUGCAAGUUUAUCGGAAGAAAGCACCAAAGAUGAUGAUGAUGCAAUCACCUCCAGCAUCGCCCCCACAAGUUCAAGUUAUGAUUCUUCCAGUUCCAAGUCCAACGCCCAUUCAUGUUCCUCAUCCUUCACCCGUUCCUGUCCCGAUGCCCAUUCCGAUUCCCUCCCCUCAGCCAAUGCCCGCUCCUCAUCCUAUUCCAGUUCCCCAACCAAUGCCAAUGCCGAUGCCAAUUCCCAUGCCAAUGCUCCCACCGAGUUCAUGGCCUGGCCCAGAACCCAAAAGCUGGUCAGCUCCAGCUCCAGCUCCAGCCCCAGCACCGGCUCCAGCUCCUGCGCCAAAACCCAUGGUUUCAGGUUGGAGUUCACCCUCUCCGCCAGCUCCAAUGUCAAGCUGGUCCCCUCCUCCUGCCCCUCCACCUCCACCUCCUCCCGCCCCUGCACCACCACCACCACAAAUGGGAUGGCCAUCAGCUCCUGCUUCACCUCCAAUAAUGAUGACAACCAGCUGGUCUCCUGCCCCCUCACCAGCACCAAUGACUUCCAGUUGGACACAAAUAUCAUCUCCAACUCCAAUGAUGGGAUGGGUACAAACACCUUCACCACCUUCUUCAGUUGUAAUCGAAGCGGGUUGGAAUCCACCAGCACCUCCAUCAGCUCCUUCAUGGGGAUCACCAAAACCAAUGACCAUUGCGAUUCCAAUGCCCCCAACAUCCAUUGGAUGGGGAAGACCAGCCUCUCCACCUCCGCCUUCCGACGGGUGGGAUACAUCGGCGACCAACGCUUUGGCCUGGAAAGCAGCGAGUGUAGUUAGACCAAUAUUUCUCGACGAAUGGUACUAAGUCCAAUCCAAUCAUCGAUUUUUAAUCAAACAAAACUCCAUCAUAAUAUUUAUCGCAAUUCUAAAAACUGUACAAAAAAUAUUCCAAUUCAAAUGAUCCAAUCAAAGUAAUCGUUUACAAUAUCUUGAAGAUCACAUGAAUUUAAUUGGAAUUUUUCUCCUCGUUACUUGAAACUAAUUAAUCAAGUGAAAUCGUUUUAAUUGCUUGAUAGUUGUAAUCUUAAUCACUAGUUAAUCAUAUUUAUCAUUAGUCAUUGCAUAUUGAUUCAACUACGUUCAAGAGUAUUUUUUUAAUCUCAACAUGAUUACUUUGAUAUCGAUAUCAGAAUCGUAGUUACAAUUCAAUAUUUAUUUACCAGGCUAAUUGUGUAAUCUUAAUUUAUAAUUCAGAUUAAAUUGAUUUUUG
Panonychus citri (citrus red mite) is the source of this 1888-nucleotide messenger RNA. RefSeq lists its product as uncharacterized. The coding region runs from base 320 to 1483 and encodes 387 amino acids. The transcript has 5 exons. The record is from RefSeq and is a predicted model, not a curated record. Lineage: Eukaryota; Metazoa; Arthropoda; Arachnida; Trombidiformes; Tetranychidae.